This is a messenger RNA of Aspergillus melleus, 1167 nucleotides long. Its product is annotated as tellurite-resistance/dicarboxylate transporter family protein. Gene Ontology annotation, cellular component: membrane. The transcript has a single exon. Gene Ontology annotation, biological process: malate transmembrane transport. Gene Ontology annotation, molecular function: malate transmembrane transporter activity. NCBI's taxonomy places the organism in Eukaryota, Fungi, Ascomycota, Eurotiomycetes, Eurotiales, Aspergillaceae. The coding region runs from base 1 to 1167 and encodes 388 amino acids. The record is from RefSeq and is a predicted model, not a curated record.
AUGGAUAGCCCUUUGAACGGCGACGAAAAGGACACUCGGACUCCGUUCAGGAGGUUCACCAGCUCUAUAACAUGGCCUUGCUACACAGUCGCGCUCAGUUUCGGAGGAGUGGCUGCUCUCCUAAAGCAGACUCCUAAUAGGUUUACCGGCCUCGAUGUCAUCGGAAUCAUUAUUUUCAUGGUGUCCUUGACGGUUUUCACCAUUGUGUCGAUGUGUAUGAUGUUCGAGUCGCUGAUGACCCUCAAGCAAUCAACCAAAGUGACCGAGCCAGCAAUCUCCGCACAAUUCUUUCGCUACAAAGCGCCGCAGGAAUUGUUUCUCGUGCCAUCCUGUCUGCUCGCGUUCGCGACCAUUCUCAUAAACACUACCAGCUAUGCGACGCCGCAUGUCGGGGAAUGGCUUCCCAUCCUCAUGAACAUUCUCUUUUGGGUAUACACCGGGAUUGCGCUGGCCGUUUCCAUCCUCCUCGGCUGGCGCCUGCCCGCCUCGGGCACCAGCACCGACAAACAUUUCGCCAUAGUUCGCAUCAUGCCCUUCUUCCCGCCCAUGCUUUCCGGCACCCUGGCGGCCACCAUGGCGAACAGUCAGCCGCCGUCGCGCGCCAUUCCCAUGCUCAUCGGCGGGACGACGAUGCAGGGACUGGGCUUCCUCAUGUUUCUCAUGGUCCUCGCGCAAUGUCUCAUCGAGCUAAACGACGAAGGCCUUCCCGAGGCGUACUUCCGCCCGGAAAUGUUCAUCACCGUCGGCCCGCCCAGUUUCACUAUCAUCGCCUUCAUCGGCAUGGCCACCGCCGCCGUCGAGAAGUUCCCGGAGCACUAUAUCUCCCAGGCGACGUCCGUCCGCACAGCCGACGUGUUGCUCAUCGUGGCGGUCUUCGCGGGCAUUCUGCUCUGGACGUUAGCGUUUUUCCUCUUUAGCGUGUCGUUGAUUAGCGUGUUGCAGGGUCUCUGGAAACGAGAGAGCAGUUUUGGUUUGCUCUGGUGGAGUAUGGUCUUUCCGAAUACCGGGUUCGUUUUGGCCACGGCGAAGAUCUCGUCGGCAUUGAGCUCCGUCGCGAUCGGGUGGGUAGCCACAGCAAUGACGAUAUUGCAGGUGGCCUUGUUAUUGACGAUGACGGCGUUCCAGUCGAGGGACUUGCUGAUGAAGGGGAUCGAGAUGUUUAGGUAG